Penicillium bovifimosum is the source of this 306-nucleotide messenger RNA. RefSeq lists its product as uncharacterized. The record is from RefSeq and is a predicted model, not a curated record. Lineage: Eukaryota; Fungi; Ascomycota; Eurotiomycetes; Eurotiales; Aspergillaceae. The coding region runs from base 1 to 306 and encodes 101 amino acids. The transcript has 3 exons.
AUGAAGCUCACUAUCUUCUUCCCGCUGGCCGCUUUCUUGUCUUGGGCUGUCGCUGACGUCUCCGACGCAUCUGAAGAUGCCAGUCCUUGCCUUGUGUGCUGCCCUUAUCUCGACCUCCGAUGUCUUUCUGAAGCCGCUGCAGUCGCUGGCUGUAUCUCCUCUGUUGAUGCCAAAUGCACUUGCGCAAGCCCAGCGUUCAAGGACACGCUCACUGCCUGUUUGAAGAUUUCUUGCACACCGGAUGAUGCGAAAGUUGCUGGAAGAUUGCAUGUUGAACGUUGUGGUGGGACUGCCCCAGAGAUAUAG